Sardina pilchardus (European sardine) is the source of this 3571-nucleotide messenger RNA. It is a transcript of the gene pnpla2, whose product is annotated as patatin-like phospholipase domain containing 2. Gene Ontology annotation, cellular component: cytoplasm; lipid droplet; membrane. The coding region runs from base 428 to 2026 and encodes 532 amino acids. Lineage: Eukaryota; Metazoa; Chordata; Actinopteri; Clupeiformes; Clupeidae. Gene Ontology annotation, biological process: triglyceride catabolic process; positive regulation of triglyceride catabolic process; lipid homeostasis. The transcript has 9 exons. Gene Ontology annotation, molecular function: triacylglycerol lipase activity. The record is from RefSeq and is a predicted model, not a curated record.
UUGACUGCGGUGACAGCCAGCGGAAGACAUUUCUCCAUCUCUCUCUCUGGAACGUAAUCACACUUUCGAGAGUCGAUAAAUAAUUACUUCAGAAUAGAGACGAGGUUAUGGUGUGAGAAUCAGAAAAGUCUGUAAGUUUACGUAAAUUUAACUUAAUCUCAGCUGGCUUUGCCUGGCAGGUAACUGUUAUGAUAUUGUCAUGGUCAAUGCUACUUUAAAGUUUUACCACAACUUUUAGUGACGAAGUUGCCGAUUAAAAUAGUUGUUACAGGCGACCUCAAUACUCUGCUUUGACACUAGAGUAGCCUGUUGCUUGAAUUUAUUCAUAGGUAGGCUUAUUGAGAACUUGCUGCUAGUGCUCGAAGUUACUCGAUGGUCUGGUAGGCUAUUCGACCGAAGCCUAUUGAUUCGUGGGGAAUUCGACAUCAUGUUUCCAUUGGAUUCGCCUUGGAACAUUUCCUUUGCCGGUUGUGGGUUCCUGGGGAUCUACCACAUUGGAGUGGCCAGUUGCUUACAGGAGCAAGCACCGUUUCUGGUGGAGAAUGCCCGGCAUGUCUACGGGGCCUCGGCAGGAGCUCUGACCGCGUCGGCAUUGGUCAGUGGAGCAUGCUUAGGUGAAGCAGGCGCAAGCAUCAUUGAUGUUUCCAAGGAUGCGAGGAAGCGUUUCCUGGGUCCUCUGCACCCGUCCUUCAACCUGGUGAAGAUCAUGAGGACGGUGCUGUACCGCACGUUGCCACCCGAUGCCCACCAGCGCGCAACUGGCCGUCUGGGCAUCUCCCUGACGCGCGUCACCGACGGGGAGAACGUGCUGGUGUCCCACUUUAACAGCAAAGAGGAGCUCGUUCAGGCAUGUGUGUGUAGCGCCUUUAUCCCUGUGUACUGUGGCCUCAUUCCCCCAACACUGCAGGGAGUGCGGUAUGUGGACGGGGGCAUCUCCGAUAACCUCCCCCUGCACGAGCUGAAGAACACCAUCACCGUGUCUCCGUUCUCGGGCGAGAGCGACAUCUGCCCCCGAGACGACUCGUCCACCAACAUGCACGAGCUCCGCUUCACAAACACCAGCAUCCAGUUCACCCUGGGCAACCUGUACCGCGUCUCCAGAGCGCUGUUUCCACCUGAACCUCAGAUGAUGAAGAAUUUAUGCAAACAGGGAUACAGAGACGCCAUGCGCUACCUGAAGAAGAACGGGCUGCUGCAGUUCCGGCGGCCUCACCCUGUGCUGGGCAUCGGAGGGGUUGGUGAGGAGGAGGAAGAUGAGGAUGAGGAGGAUGAAGAGCACAAGGAGGAAGAACACAAGGAUGAGAAACCGCAGGAGGCCGGAACAGCAGUACUGGUGCACAGACACUCACAAACUCUGGAGGAGCACAUCUUUGACCACCUGCCACCCAAACUGCACAGAGCUCUGGUGGAGGCUUGUCGGGAGAGGCGGGGUCUGAUCCAGUCGCUAGGCAACAUGCUGCCUGUCCGGCUAGCUUCAACUCUCAUGCUGCCUUACACACUACCUCUGGAGUCAGCAAUGUCUCUCACAGUCAGGUUGUUUGAGUGGUUGCCGGACGUUAAGGAGGACGUGAGUUGGCUGAAGGACCACACUCUCACAGUGCUGCAGUCUGCAGCCCGACAGGCAGGGAAAAGUGUGUCUCAGCAGGUAUCUGCACGGUUCUCCUACCAGCUGGAGUUGAGUCAUGCGGUGAGUUUGCCCUCGGUGCUGUCUGCCCACCUGCUGCCCGGCUGGGUGUGUGAGGGCGGCUCGUCCGUGCUGGACGCGGUGCUUCGGCUGGACCAGUACCCGCGCCAGCUGCUGCCCAGCCUCUUCUGCAUCAACCUGGACCUGUGGGGCUCCAUCAGCACCACCUCGCAGACCUCGCACGGCCACACACACACGCACGCGCACCUGCAAGGUCACGCGCGCACGCACUCCACGGACGCUCGCGCACCACACACGGAGGAGGACGGGCUGCACAUGUUGAAUGUAGCCGCUUCCGCACUUCAGUGCCCUACAGAGGGGCCUGCUCCUGGAGGACUGUGAUAUCCCAUCAGCCAUCUGUUCCAGGAAGUGUCCUGUCUGUGUCUAUGUGUGUGCAUGUGAGUGUUUGUGUGUGUUAGGGUGUGUGUGUGAGAAUGUGCCUUAGUGUGUGUGUGUGUGUGUGUGUGUGUGUGAGUGUUUGGGUGUGUUUGGGUGUACAGUAUGUGUGUGUGUGUGAGAAUGUGCCUGAGUGUCUGAGUGUGUGUGUGUGUGUUGAGUGUGUGUUUGUGUGUGUAGUGUUUGUUGUAUUUAUUGAACCUGAUGCAGUGACACUUUCACUGUGGUCUUCACUGGCUGAGUCCCUGAGGACAGACCUCUCCUGGAGAGGACAAGACUUGAGGACCGUCCAGCAGGUUUCUCUAACCACCACAACACGGCUCUCAGCACCUGACGGACAUGACGCUGGUCGGACUUGAGGGUCGCACUGCAGGUCUCCCCAACCAAGACAACACGGCUCUCAGCACCUGAUGGACAUGAUGCUGAUCGGCAGUCAUCUUCCCAGUAGUUUUCUGCUCCGAGAUCACUACACCAGUGUUAAGCACUAAACAAUGCAAGUCUUCAGACCUCUAGGUCUCUGUUGCAGAACUGGUUCUGUCCCGCUGGGUUUCAGAGUGACCCCACCCCCCACCCUUUCCCCAAGCAUUUGUGGAAACAGGUUUAGUCCUAGUCCUUAACUAAAACCACUCUAUUGCAGAACUAAACCUGACCGUGGUCCAUCAAACAGAACCAACAUGGACGACAACAAUGCAAAUAAUCAAUGCAACUACUAAUGCAGUGUUAGAAAUGUGAAUCAUCCAGGAUGGAUGUAAUGUUAGUGUCCUCUGUCAUAAUGUAUGUAACAUAAGUCUCCUCUGUCAUAAUGUAUGUAACGUAUGUCUCCUCUGUCAUACGUGUGUGUUUACUGAUAGUUUAGUUUACAGAGUCAAAUACAUAUCUGAUGCUGUUUGCGUCACGCUGUAAGUGCUGUGUGCUGUAAGUGCUUUAUGCUGCUGUAAAAACUUGUGUAAAUAUGGUCUCCAUGACUGUGGCUGAUACUGCAGAAUGACUGGGCGUUUAUUAGGCGAGGUGAGGAGAGUAAACUAGUGAGUGAAGAGUACUCAACAAGACCACUUAUUCAGCCAAAUUGCUGCCUACAACUGUUUUUUAGGUCUUUCGUAGUCAGAAAUAGCUACUGAUAAAGAAUAGUUGGUCUCAGACCGGAUAUGCCCAUCAUCGCCCAAGUUUGGGGCAGUAGUGGUGUGUGUACAGUACUGUAUGUGAUGUGUGGAGGGAGGCCAUGUGGCUUGGUUACUGUUGAAAGGGGAGGGUGAAGUGAAUAAGGUGGACAAGCUGUAAAAAUGAUAUUCUAAUGUAUGUUGAUUGUUUGCACUCAAAAGAAUCAUUUCAAUGAAUGUAAUUUUGUGAUUUUUGUAAAGUUUGAAGGAAGUAUAAUAUAAUCAGGGUCUAUUUGCAUGUACAGGUACAUGUUUUACUUGUAAAUUCUAUACUUGCUGUCACUUUUGCUGCUGUAACAAUGCAAUUUUCUCCAUUAAAGGAUUAUACUAUCUU